Fraxinus pennsylvanica is the source of this 1662-nucleotide messenger RNA. NCBI's taxonomy places the organism in Eukaryota, Viridiplantae, Streptophyta, Magnoliopsida, Lamiales, Oleaceae. The record is from the annotation of a GenBank genome assembly.
AUGUCUGAAUCUAAAUCAUUAGGACCCCCCGAGGAUUCAGAGGAGUUGAGGUCAUUGGCCUUAACUCCAACAUGGUCUGUUGCUUCUGUUUUGACUAUAUUUGUUGCUGUUUCACUGCUUGUGGAGCGUUCAAUUCACCGAUUGGGUAAUUGGUUGAAAAAAACUGAUCGGAAACCAUUGCUGGCAGCAGUCGAGAAAAUGAAGGAAGAAUUGAUGCUUCUUGGCUUCAUCUCUCUCCUCCUUACGGCAACAUCAAGCAUUAUAUCUAAUAUUUGUAUACCGUCAAAGUUCUAUAAUAGUGCAUUUGCUCCAUGCACCAUGCAAGAAGUCAAGGAGGAAAAUGACAAUAAAGAUAUGAAUGGAACCUUUAGAGUGUUGAAUGGCCUGAAUCAGAACACCUGCAGGAAGAAUUAUGAACCAUUUGUCUCAUAUGAAGGCCUCGAGCAACUGCACCGCUUCAUCUUUGUCAUGGCAAUUACACAUAUAUCUUACAGCUGCUUAACGAUGCUGUUGGCAAUUGUUAAGAUCCACAGUUGGAGAGUAUGGGAGGAUGAGGCUCACAUGGACAGACACAAUUCGUUAACAGAAAUCACAAGAGCAAAAACACUGCAAAGGCAAUCUACCUUUGUUAGGGUUCAUACAUCAACUCCUAUGGCCAGGCAUAGCAUCCUCAUUUGGGUGACCUGUUUCUUUCGGCAGUUUGGGCGUUCUGUGGUCCGGGCAGAUUACCUUUCACUCCGCAAGGGAUUCAUCACAAACCACAACCUUACUUCAAAAUAUGAUUUCCACAGCUAUAUGGUUCGCUCCAUGGAAGAAGAAUUUCAGCGUAUAGUUGGUGUUAGUGGUCCUCUCUGGGGAUUUGUUGUAGCUUUUAUGCUGUUCAACGUAAAAGGAUCUAAUCUCUACUUCUGGAUUGCUCUAAUUCCAGUCACUCUUGUUCUAUUUGUGGGUGCAAAACUGCAGCAUAUUAUUGCAACCUUGGCAUUGGAGAGUGCAGGACUAAGUGGGGUUUUUGCUGGACCAAGGAUUAAACCCCGAGAUGAGCUGUUUUGGUUUAAUAAGCCAGAAUUAUUAUUAUCCUUGAUACAUUUUAUCCUUUUCCAGAAUGCAUUUGAGCUUGCUUCUUUCUUUUGGUUCUGGUGGCAGUUCGGGUAUAAUUCGUGUUUCAUAAAGAACCACUUGCUGUUAUAUCUACGACUGAUUGUGGGGUUUUCGGGACAGUUUUUAUGCAGCUAUAGCACCCUGCCACUCUAUGCACUGGUUACUCAGAUGGGAACGAACUACAAGGCCGCGAUAAUUCCACAAAGGAUACGGGAAACAAUUCACGGAUGGGGAAAGGCAGCUAGGAGAAGGAGAAGACACGGCACUUUCGCAGAUGAUUCAACUAUUCAUACAGACACAAGUACAGUAUUAUCAGUUGAGGAAGAUGACCAACAGUUGGUAGAUAGUCCUCGAGUAGUCCCUCGAACAGGCUUAGAAAUCGAGUUGCCACCACAUAUUGUCGAUAUCAGUGGUCAUUCCCCAGUUGCUAAUGAGACGUCGAGUAGGAUUGGUACGCCUCUCCUUCGACCAUCUGCUUCCAUUUCUUCCUCAGUUUCUCCUCCUAGGAUUCAGCCAGAAAUAUUUACAAGAUCCUUGACAAUGCCCAUAAGAAGAGAAUAG